Messenger RNA from Marmota monax (woodchuck), 7237 nucleotides. It is a transcript of the gene Astn1, whose product is annotated as astrotactin 1. Lineage: Eukaryota; Metazoa; Chordata; Mammalia; Rodentia; Sciuridae. Gene Ontology annotation, biological process: neuron cell-cell adhesion; neuron migration. Bases 247 to 4155 code for a protein of 1302 amino acids. The record is from RefSeq and is a predicted model, not a curated record. The transcript is spliced from 23 exons. Gene Ontology annotation, molecular function: protein binding.
UCUCCCCCCUUUUUUCCUUUUCCCAGAUAAGCUGCUCCGGGAAACAAAGAACUCGGGCUCUCCGGACAGCAGCGCUCGAACCGAGCGCUCUACCAGCGGCUCCUCGUUCCGGGGACCAAGGCUCCCCGGCUCUGCAUCCCUCCCCAGCCUCCCCCGCCUCCCGCGCUCGCUCGCUCGCUCGCUCCCUCCCCGCUCGCUUCCUCCCCCACCAUCGCAGCGCUGGGAGGAAGGCGGCUGGGGCUCAAGAUGGCUUUAGCCCUGCUCUGCGCCCUGCUCGCCUGCUGCUGGGGGCCGGCGGCGGUGCUGGCCACAGCCGCCGGCGACGUGGAUCCAUCCAAGGAGCUGGAGUGCAAGCUCAAAAGCAUCACGGUGUCGGCGCUGCCCUUCCUGCGCGAGAACGACCUGAGCAUCAUGCACAGCCCCUCGGCCUCCGAACCCAAGCUCCUCUUCUCGGUGCGCAACGACUUCCCGGGAGAAAUGGUCGUGGUGGACGACCUGGAGAACACCGAGCUGCCCUACUUCGUGCUGGAGAUCUCAGGGAACACGGAGGACAUCCCCCUAGUACGCUGGAGGCAGCAGUGGCUGGAGAAUGGCACUUUGCUCUUUCACAUCCAUCACCAAGAUGGUGCCCCGAGUCUUCCUGGGCAGGACCCGACGGAAGAGCCCCAGCAUGAAUCAGCCGAAGAGGAACUGAGGAUCCUGCACAUCUCAGUCAUGGGAGGCAUGAUCGCUCUGCUGCUGUCCAUCUUGUGUCUGGUGAUGAUCCUGUACACCCGGAGGCGCUGGUGCAAACGCCGCCGGGUCCCCCAGCCGCAGAAGAGUGCCAGCGCAGAGGCGGCCAACGAGAUCCAUUACAUCCCCUCGGUGCUGAUCGGGGGCCACGGGCGGGAGAGUCUGCGCAAUGCCCGUGUGCAGGGCCACAACUCCAGCGGCACGCUGAGCAUCCGGGAGACACCCAUCCUGGAUGGCUAUGAGUACGACAUCACAGACCUGCGCCACCACCUGCAGAGGGAGUGCAUGAACGGAGGGGAGGACUUCGCCAGCCAGGUCACACGCACCCUGGACUCCCUGCAGGGCUGCAAUGAGAAGACAGGGAUGGACCUCACACCAGGAAGUGACAAUGCCAAGCUGUCACUGAUGAACAAGUACAAAGAUAACAUCAUUGCCACGAGCCCCGUGGACUCCAACCACCAGCAGGCCACCCUGCUCUCUCACACGUCCAGUAGCCAGAGAAAGCGGAUCAACAACAAAGCAAGAGCCGGUUCCGCCUUCUUGAACCCUGAAGGGGAUUCUGGCACAGAGGCAGAAAAUGACCCUCAGCUGACCUUUUACACUGAUCCCUCUCGCAGCCGGAGGCGCAGUCGAGUGGGUUCUCCCCGGAGUCCUGUGAAUAAGACCACCUUGACCCUGAUCAGUAUCACCAGCUGCGUCAUCGGCCUCGUGUGCUCCUCUCACGUCAGUUGCCCUCUCGUUGUCAAAAUCACGCUGCAUGUUCCCGAGCACCUGAUUGCUGAUGGGAGCCGCUUCAUCCUGCUGGAGGGCAGCCAGCUGGAUGCCAGUGAUUGGCUGAACCCUGCCCAAGUGGUGCUCUUCUCUCAGCAGAACUCCAGUGGGCCCUGGGCCAUGGACCUCUGUGCCCGGCGGCUCCUGGACCCCUGUGAACAUCAAUGUGACCCCGAAACUGGUAGGCAGGAGCACCGGGCAGCGGGCGAGUGCCUCUGCUACGAAGGGUACAUGAAGGAUCCAGUCCACAAGCACCUUUGCAUUCGGAAUGAAUGGGGGACAAACCAGGGGCCUUGGCCUUACACAAUAUUUCAGCGAGGCUUUGACCUGGUUUUGGGAGAGCAGCCCUCUGAUAAAAUAUUCAGAUUCACCUACACCCUGGGCGAGGGCAUGUGGCUGCCCCUCAGCAAGAGCUUUGUGAUCCCGCCAGCAGAACUGGCCAUCAAUCCCUCCGCCAAGUGUAAGACCGACAUGACCGUGAUGGAGGAUGCCGUGGAGGUCAGAGAGGAGCUGAUGACUUCAUCCUCCUUUGACAGCCUGGAAGUUCUCUUAGACUCCUUUGGGCCAGUGCGAGACUGCAGCAAAGAUAACGGGGGCUGCAGUAAGAACUUCCGCUGCAUUUCCGAUCGCAAGUUGGACUCCACUGGUUGCGUGUGCCCAGCCGGACUCAGCCCCAUGAAGGACAGCUCGGGCUGCUAUGACCGCCACAUCGGGGUGGACUGCUCAGAUGGCUUCAAUGGCGGCUGUGAGCAGCUGUGUCUCCAGCAGAUGGCGCCCUUCCCGGACGACCCCACCCUGUACAACAUCCUCAUGUUCUGCGGGUGCAUCGAGGAUUACAAGCUUGGUGUGGAUGGACGCUCUUGCCAGCUCAUCACAGAGACCUGCCCAGAGGGAGGCGACUGUGGAGAGAGCAGGGAGCUUCCCAUGAACCAGACUCUCUUUGGGGAGAUGUUCUUUGGUUACAACAACCAUUCCAAGGAAGUGGCCUCUGGACAGGUGCUGAAAGGAACAUUCAGGCAAAACAACUUUGCUCGUGGUAUCGACCAGCAACUGCCAGAUGGGCUUGUGGUGGCCACUGUCCCCUUGGAGAAUCAGUGCUUAGAAGAAAUCUCCGAGCCCACCCCGGACCCCGACUUCCUGACUGGGAUGGUGAACUUCAGUGAAGUGUCUGGGUACCCCGUGCUGCAGCACUGGAAGGUCCGGUCGGUGAUGUACCACAUCAAACUCAACCAAGCGGCCGUCUCUCAGGCCUUCAACAAUGCCCUUCAUUCCCUGGAUGGGGCCACGUCUCGUGCGGACUUUGUGGCCUUGUUGGGCCAGUUUGGCAACCAUUACAUCCAGGAAGCUAUCUAUGGCUUUGAGGAGUCCUGUUCCAUCUGGUACCCAAAUAAGCAAGUCCAGCGGCGACUUUGGCUGGAGUACGAAGACAUCAGUAAAGGCAACUCCCCAUCUGAUGAGUCGGAGGAGCGGGAAAGAGACCCCAAGGUGCUGACGUUCCCAGAAUACAUCGCCAGCCUGUCCGACUCUGGCACCAAGCGAAUGGCAGCCGGAGUCCGCAUGGAGUGUCAGAGCAAAGGGCGAUGUCCCUCAUCUUGCCCCUUGUGUCAUGUGACAUCCAGCCCUGACACGCCUGCUGAACCUGUCCUGCUGGAGGUGACCAGAGCAGCCCCCAUCUAUGAACUGGUGACCAACAAUCAGACCCAAAGGCUCUUACAGGAGGCCACCAUGAGCUCCCUCUGGUGCUCGGGCACUGGAGACGUCAUUGAGGACUGGUGUCGCUGCGACUCCACCGCUUUCGGGGCUGACGGACUCCCCACCUGCGCACCGCUCCCACAGCCUGUGCUGAGACUCUCCACGGUUCAUGAGCCCAGCAGCACCCUCGUGGUCCUGGAGUGGGAACACUCAGAGCCACCAAUCGGGGUGCAGAUUGUGGACUACCUCAUCCGUCAAGAGAAGGUCACCGACAGGAUGGACCACUCUAAAGUGGAGACAGAAACAGUGUUGAGUUUCGUGGACGACAUCAUCUCUGGAGCAAAGUCCCCUUGUGCCAUGCCAUCUCAGGUGCCAGACAAGCAGCUCACCACCAUCUCUCUCAUCAUUCGAUGCCUGGAACCCGACACCAUUUACAUGUUUACCCUGUGGGGCGUGGACAACACGGGCCGGCGCUCCAGGCCAAGCGACGUGAUUGUGAAGACCCCGUGUCCCGUGGUGGACGAUGUCAAAGCCCAAGAAAUAGCAGAUAAGAUCUACAAUCUCUUCAAUGGCUAUACCAGCGGGAAAGAGCAACAGACUGCCUACAACACCCUCCUGGAUCUGGGUUCCCCCACUUUACAUCGAGUUCUCUACCACUAUAACCAGCACUAUGAGAGUUUUGGAGAAUUCACAUGGCGGUGUGAGGAUGAGUUAGGCCCCAGGAAAGCUGGCCUCAUCCUCUCCCAGCUCGGAGACCUCAGCAGCUGGUGCGACGGACUCCUUCAGGAGCCCAAGAUCGGCUUGCGCCGCAGCGCGCUCAAGUACCUGGGCUGCCGCUACAGCGAGAUCAGGCCCUACGGACUCGACUGGUCAGAGCUCAGCCGGGACCUCAGGAAGACUUGUGAGGAGCAGACCCUGAGCAUCCCCUACAAUGACUACGGGGACAGCAAAGACAUCUGACAGCACGGGGCCAGCGAGUGGCUGCCAAACUGGGGCAGGAGAGCGGAGGGGGACAUCUGGGUUGGUUUGUGGGUUUUUAUCAUUUUUCAAUGGAACAUCGAAAGCUCCAGAGAUGACACCUACCCCAGGGAGGAAGGGGUCCUUUCUCCUUGCGAACUUCUUCAGUCUGAUGCGCUCCAUCGGCACGAUCCGUAAGCCCGCCAGGCAGUGGCUUCAUGCAGCACCAUUUUUUCCUUAGAGGGUUACUUUGGGACUUGUUUUGGUGUUAAUUUGUUUCAUCCUUCUUUUUUUUUAACCCCCAAGAGUCCUGUCAAAAUGCUCAAGAGUUCUGUCAUACUCCCACAAAGGUUCCACCUGGCUGAGGCACCUGCUCUUACUGAGUUCCUGAGUCCAUUGCAACUGGGGACAGAGGCCAAGCUGGAGAGCUAGGCCUGCACCGGGCCUGACCUCAGGCCUUCCUUGGGAAGCCUCUGGCUCUGGGAGCCUCAGCCCUGCUCACAGAGGAAGACGAAAAGCAAACUGGGGGACUGGCCCUUGUGUGUGCAUCGCGGUUUCCCCCAGGCCUUCCUCCACCCCUCAAAGGUGAAACCUCGCCUCCGUGAUCGCCCAGUGGGCCUCCUGGGUUUCUAGGUCUCCCAUUUUAAGCCAGGACUAGGAUCAAAUCUCCCUCAAUGGGGCUCUGCUCUGCCUUCUGAACACCAUUAUCUUUCAGCAGUGACAAGAUGCCCCCUGUGAAAUCUCCUGGAAGGAGGCGUUCCUAAGUGGCAAUCAGAUGUCACUGCCAAGUGCACCUUCAGAGACGUCUCCCUGGGAGACUAGCUGGCAGUUCACAACCUACUGAAGUAAGCAGAGUGCAGCAUUUAAACAAACAACAAACAAACCCAUGCCUCCUUUGAAAGGACCUCUUCAGACCACUAACGUGCACCCCAGCGCCUGCCCCUCACCCGGCAGGUGAGGCUGGGUUCAUGUUUGGUCGGGUCCAAGAGGGGCUGGCACGUCCAUGUCAGUGUUUCGGUGAACCAGAGCUGUUAUUGAUCUCCAGAAAGGUCUGUCCUCUCCCUCCCCUUGCUAAACUUGCUGAGUUGCUGGUUUUGCCAGUGGUUUCCCUGAGGACCAUCAGCGGGAGGGUGCCGCAGAGGUCGCCACCUUCUGGCUGCUGGCAUAGCAGAGUUUCUGUGCAGCCAAUCAGCGCUGAGCCACAGCCCCACCCACUGCCUGAGCAUGGCACAGAGGCCCAGCUAAGGGGAAGCCAGCCCUCCAGAAACAAGCCCCUGGGGCCAUGUCGGCCAUCAAUGGCCUUAAAUGCCCACACCUCACUUUCAGCCACCCUUGCUUUGUCUGGGACCCCUCAUGUGGAAACCCACGACAGAGGUCAGAAAGGAGGUGCAGGACGUAUGAGAUGAACCUGAUUGACUUUUCCUAACUGGGAAUCAGGACAGACAACAGUUUUGGGGGGGCACUCUGGAUAUCCUUGAAUCCCACAACAACCCCCUGGGGAAAGUGGUAUUCUUGUCAAGGUCUCAGUGAAGAGGAAACCGAGGCAGAGAGGCGAUGCGGCUUAUCCCUGUCCUUCGAGUGCUGUGUGCUGAGCCACAGUGUGAGUCCAGGCUGUUGGACUCCAAGGCACUGGGUCUAGCAGCCCCUGAGCCUUACCGCUCCUCGGGACUGUUGCUCAAAGCACUCAGCCGUCCCAGCUCUGAGCUCCACGGGGACCUCCCCAGAGGGCUACACCUUUCCCAAGCACCAUGGCGCAGAUGUGGCCACUGUGCAGUGGAACAGGGAGGAGCCGUGGAGCAAGCACCUUUGACCCGCAGCUCUGUAGCCCAUGCCUCUCACCAGUGAUGGGAACAAGCUAGGAUGGGGCGGAAGGCCCAGACUCGCCUCCAUCGCUCUCCUCUUCUUUCCAGAGAAACCUUGAAUGAUGUACUUCAUUCUUCCUAAUGCCAGGGCCUCAGAGACGCCCCUCCUUCCAGAGCAGAGAACAUGGCUGCCCACCUGGGGUGGAUGAGGGCCCUCAGGUAAAGUGCCUCCAAAGCAAUUGUCCACCACUGCCACGGGAGAGGAUGCCACGGGCCGAGGCCAUGCUUCUGUUCAAGUCUGUGCAGAAGACGGCAUCUUGACUUGGAGUAGCAGGACAGCGAGGCCACCGGCACCUUCCUGCCCAGCAGUGGGGAGACAGGAGCUGACGGCAGGAGGGAGGCGGGGAGUGGCACGGAGCCACCCUGUGUUACCCCUUCCCCCUUCCUGUUUUUAUUUUGUAAAGGCACACUACCUUCCUCUCUCCUUCCUUCGUCCUUGUUCCCUGCUCAACCCUGUCCCUCCACCUCCUUUUUGUCCCCUUUACCUUUGUCCCCUCCCUUUGCUUUUUCUGGGCUUCCUCCUUUCCCCUUCCCCAGGAUUCUUUUCCUUCUUCAGUGGCCUCUUGUGUUCCCCGGACUACACAUGCCUGUCCACACCCCCCCAGCACACCCACACACACCCACACACGCUGUCCACACACCCCUGUGACUGGGUCCAAUUUACUUUCAAGUUUAAAAGGCCAACACAGAUGGGGUGUGGGUUGUCUUGGGAAGGGCAUACAAAUAACUGGAGGCUUCUCCCUGGGAGGACACCCGACCACUCCUUGCCAGUGUUCCUCAGUGCUUGCCCCGAGGCACCCAUCCUGGCUAGAAAGGGUGACGGGUACCGAGCCAGUAUUAGACCUCAAGUUUCCAAGGUGCCAACAGCUCUCAUGGAGUCCCUCUGCCCGGUGACACUUCCAGCUCCAUGUCCCUUUGAGAUCUCUGCUGUUUUCCUCCCUAAUGUACAUGAACCACUGUAAUAGCAUAGAUCUUGAAUGGAGUGUGCAAUUGUUUUCCACGGAGUUUGGUCCAUUGUUAUUUUUAGUUAACUGCAUUUCUUGAUAUUCAAUUGUUCUAUUUAAAAAAAAAAACCAAGUGUGGAAAGAAACACUUUACUACUGUAGAAGGAAGAAAGAAUAUAAUGUGACCAUCUUCAAGUAUAACAGUGUUGUUUGAAAGAGAAUUAUUGUAUGAUUAUAAAAAUGAAGUAAUCAACUAAAUAAUAAACAAAGCUGUUAGUA